This is a messenger RNA of Hevea brasiliensis (rubber tree), 2744 nucleotides long. RefSeq names its product probable pre-mRNA-splicing factor ATP-dependent RNA helicase DEAH4. Gene Ontology annotation, molecular function: ATP hydrolysis activity; RNA binding. Gene Ontology annotation, cellular component: intracellular anatomical structure. Lineage: Eukaryota; Viridiplantae; Streptophyta; Magnoliopsida; Malpighiales; Euphorbiaceae. The record is from RefSeq and is a predicted model, not a curated record. The transcript has 17 exons. Bases 116 to 2233 code for a protein of 705 amino acids.
GUGGACCUUUGCCUUCACUCCUGUAGUUCAGGUUGCUGGAAAAAAUUUUGAAAUAUCCUUAAUAAUAAAAUCGCAAUUCUGUGUUUGCGAUUCUUGAGUUGAUUUCCUUUCACCAAUGGCGAGUCUUCCAAUUGUCCAAUUCGAAGAGAAGAUCAUGAAAACAGUGGAAGAGAAUCUGGUGGUGGUAAUAAUCGGGGAGACCGGCUCAGGUAAGAGCACCCAGCUCUCUCAGAUGCUGCAUCGGAGAGGUUACACCAAGUCUGGAAUCGUUGGCGUCACUCAGCCACGUCGGGUUGCUGCAGUCUCUGUUGCGAGGCGAGUUGCCCAGGAGCUUGGUGUUAAGCUGGGGGAGGAAGUGGGUUAUGCCAUUCGGUUUGAAGAUAGAACCUCAGAUUUAACACGAAUCAAAUACCUUACUGAUGGAGUCCUCCUCCGCGAAAGUCUUUCCAAUCCGGAGCUUAAUCAGUAUUCAGUGAUCAUAUUGGAUGAAGCCCAUGAGAGAAGUCUGAACACGGACAUUUUACUGGGACUAGUGAAACGCUUGGUUAAAUUACGGGCUUCAAAUUUAAAGGUUCUCAUUACGUCAGCAACUCUAGAUGGUGAAAAAGUAUCAGAAUUUUUUACAGGUUGCCCUGUACUGAAUGUCCCUGGAAAGUUGUACCCUGUGGAAAUAUUGUACAGCAAGGAGCGCCCUACAAACUACAUUGAGUCUUCUUUAAGAACAGCUAUUGAUAUACAUACUCGUCAACCUGAAGGUGACAUCUUGAUAUUCUUGACUGGACAGGAUGAUAUAGAGAAGUUAGUGUCAAAGCUGGAGGAUAGAGUUCAAAGCCUAGAGGAAGGGUCCUGUAUGGAUGCAAUUGUCCUUCCACUCCAUGGUUCCUUGCCACCUGAAAUGCAGGUUCGUGUAUUUACUCCACCACCUCCAAAUUGUAGGCGAUUUAUUGUUGCAACUAACAUUGCUGAAACUUCGUUGACGGUUGAUGGUGUUGUGUAUGUUAUUGAUUCUGGUUAUGUAAAGCAACGGCAAUACAAUCCAUCAACGGGCAUGUAUUCCCUCGAUGUUGUGCAAAUUAGCAAAGUGCAAGCCAAUCAGCGUGCAGGGCGAGCAGGAAGAACACGUCCUGGAAAGUGUUACCGGCUAUACCCUUCAAUGAUUUAUGAAGAUGAUUUCCUUGAUGUCACGGUUCCUGAGAUACAGCGAUCUUCGCUUGCUGGCAGUGUUCUUUACUUGAAAUCGUUGGAUCUCCCAGAUAUUGACAUUCUGAAAUUUGAUUUUCUUGAUCCCCCUUCAUAUGAGUCACUAACGGAUGCUUUAAAGCAACUAUAUCUAAUUGAUGCUAUUGAUGAAAAUGGAUCAAUCACUAGUGUUGGACGAACAAUGGCUGAACUUCCAUUAGAGCCAUCACUUUCAAGAACCUUAAUGGAGGCAAAUGAAAAUGGUUCCUUGUCCCAGGCAUUGACUGUGGCUGCUAUGUUAUCAGCAGAAACCUCAUUACUUCCUGGCCGCAGCAGCAGGAGUACUGAAAAGAAGCGGAAGCAUACUUCCUUGGAGUUUGACCUUCCAGAUGGUUCUGGUUUGGGGGAUCACAUCCAGUUGCUACAGAUUUAUGAGCAAUGGGAUCAAAAUGACUAUGAUAUUGGUUGGUGCAAAGAUAAUGGUUUGCAGGUGCGAGGAAUGAUAUUUGUCAAAGAUGUCCGGAAACAAUUGUGUCAGAUAAUGCAGAAAAUAGCAAAGGGAUCAUUAGAUGUACAAGCAGACAAAAGAUAUAAAAAAGGCCAACAGGAGUAUAAGAAUUUGAGGAAAGCCUUGUGUGUGGGCUAUGCAGAUAAACUUGCUGAGAGGAUGAUUCGACACAAUGGAUAUAGAACAAUAGGUUUCAAGCCUCAACUGGUUCAGGUGCAUCCAUCUUCUGUUCUGAGAACUGAUGAAUCCGGAAUGUUCCCAGACUUUGUUUUGUACCAUGAGCUUAUUGCUACCUCACGUCCAUACAUGCGCAAUGUGUGUGCUGUGGAGAAUUCUUGGGUUAAUUCCAUAUUGCAAAAGCUUAAGGAACUAGAUAUCAACAAACUGAGUGGGGGUCUUGGUCAAAAUGUCAGAGAUGGAACCGAAGGCAAGAUCUCAGACUUGCCAAAGAAAGAGGCUAAUGCUGCUGCUGGGGUUCCUGAUGAUCGUGAAAGUAGAAUUCAGGCGGCUAGGGAUCGAUUUCUUGCACGUAAAGUAAAGAAAUGAGACUGUUAUCAUCAACUCUUUAUCUAUAGUAUUGACAUUUCAAAUGGUGGAAUCACUUUCUCCCUGUUAGCUGGGUGAGGCUUGCAAAAUCAGUUUAGUGCCGGGAAUGCACUUGGCCUUGGAAUGUGAGGGUAAAGCAUGCUUGUGAAGCCAUGUGCAUACUUUUGGGCUUGAAGCAGGAUUUAUUCUCCCCAAGCAUACCGGCUUAUUGCAUACUAACGGUUCCAUUUGCUGUCUGUUGGGGCGGAGAUACUUGUUUGCAGCAAGAAUAUCUGACCGGAAUAUUCAUACUAUAACAAUGUAACAUGGUGAAAAAUCUAUAGGUUUUUGAGAUUUAGGAAAAAAACCCAAACUUAGAAAGUAGAGUGAUUUGACUGUAUUUGUUAACUGAUUUCUCUUGAGAAGCGAACAAACUCACGAGCGAGUCUCUUGUUUUUGGGAAUCGUUUGGAUAAGAAUUUGUUAAAUUUUGUUGUGGAUGCCAAGAAGCAGAGUUACGCUCUCCGAAGUAA